AUGUUCUCACCGUCACCGCCCCCGGUCGACAAGAAACCCAAGACCAGGAGGACGACUCCCAUGUCAAGAUGCCUCUGCUCUACUAUUGCUGCAUUCUGGGCUCAUGCUCAUCUUCUGGCUCAGACAGACAAGGCAUGGAUCUAUGUUGCCAACAUGCCACCAUUUCGCGUUACCAAGAUGUCGAGGAACACAAAGAGGAUAUUUAGAGAGUACAAAGUUCACUCCAAUGUUGAUGCAACAUUCAAGGCAAUGUCUAAACAUUUGACCAUGCAUGGCUUCGACAUUGAUCUUCCGUUUGUGCCUGAGUGCUCAAGUUUCUAUCCCAACAUCUCAUCCUCACCGUGCUCCGAGACGUUUAAGCAUUUGAACGGCUUUCCUGAAGACGCGAGCGGAUAUUUCAUGGAGUACAUUCGCCCUUUGAAUGAACACCAUACCAAGUAUCUCAUCAGGCGAUACUUGACCCGUAGCGCCCAGGGCCAAGCUCUCAGCACCUGCCAAUCCAAACACUUCCUCGCAAAGGUCUACCUGGGAGACACCAAACCACUGUCCGAUCCAUGGAAUACUGACAUGCAUGACCGUCCAGCUUAUUUGGACCACCUGCUUGCAGAGCGGGUCGAAGUAUCGUAUCUUGCAGCCUCUAUGGGUGCGACGCUCGCAAUACUUCACUGGAGCUGCGGCGUCGAUGCCCGAGGCGUUGAAUUUGUCCUUGGGAGAGACACCCGGGGCCACGUACAGUUCUGGCUGAUCGACUUUGCCGAUUGCGCAACUUUUCCCAAAACCCCCGAGGCAGUCGUCACGCAACUUGUAGAUGCAGUGAUGGAGAAUGAGCCGUUCUGGCCACGGUUCAUAAACAUCCAAGCCUUGAGAAACCUCUGGGCGUGCUUCAGAGACGCUUACCUAGAAAUGAGCGAUUUUAUCAUGACUGACGCAAUGAUUGAUUAUGACAAUGAUGCUGUGAGGGCAUUGCCAUACUUAUUCAUGAUGGAGUUGGAAAAAAUAAGAGGCUCGGGUCAACUUCUGGCAUAA
Messenger RNA from Trichoderma virens Gv29-8, 1026 nucleotides. RefSeq lists its product as uncharacterized. The transcript is spliced from 2 exons. Lineage: Eukaryota; Fungi; Ascomycota; Sordariomycetes; Hypocreales; Hypocreaceae. Bases 1 to 1026 code for a protein of 341 amino acids. The record is from RefSeq and is a predicted model, not a curated record.